CUUUAUUAUAACAUAUUUAUAGUAUUUAAAAAAUUAUAAAUGAAAUAUAUUUUUGUAAAUCACGAUAGUAACUAAACAUAAUCGAAUAUAAUAUCUCUAUUUAUAAUGAUGAAUAAUUUUAUAUUAUUACUAUUAUUAAUAUUUUACAAUACAUUUACAUUCAUUUUAAAGGUAAAUUCAAAAGUUUAACUUGUCAGGUAGAUAAAUAAAAGCAAGCAAACAAAGAAACAAAAGAAACGUUUUCCCAAGGAAUGAAAUAAAUAAAAGAGAAUUCUUUCAGUAAUAAUAAUAAAUGUAAGUUAUUUAAUAAGUAGUAAUAAUAAUAAUCACUUUUUAAUUAAAUCAUAUGAAAUAGGUCAAAAUAAAUGGAUACAUUAUUGAAAUAUUAUAGAUAGUUCAAUGUAUAGGUUAACAUUUUAGUAGCAUGAUUUAUGCUUAAAUAUCAUUAUAAUUAUAAAGGUGAAUGUAUUCCAGUAUAUAUGAAUUUAUAUAACCUAUGGUACUUACAAUUACCUUGGUGAUGCCUUGAUGUUUUGGCAACUAUACACAGAAAACAAGUUGGAUUAACCAGACAAAAAAUAUUUUCACAAUGAACAUUAAUGAAGCAGACUCGAAUUAUCAAUUAUUUUACGGUUUCAAUGAUCCAGAAGGACAAAAUAUAGCACUAUCCGCUACUAGUAUGAUUAAACCAAUUCCAAAUGAGAAAGAAUUGUUUCUUUUUGACAAAACAUCACGUACAACUGGAUAUGGUGGAUUAGUCUCUGCGAGACAGCUACAUUUUAUCUGUGGACCUUAUCCAGAGUCAAUAAUUGAUGAAAAUGUAAUAUUUGACAAGAUUAUACAAACGAUUAUUUUACCCAUCUUAUUAAUUAUGUUGAUUUUAUUCAACAGUUUAUCACUUGCUGUUUUAACUAGACCUACUAUGAAAACACCUGUGUUUACCGUAUUAUUAGGUAUUACAAUGGUGGAAAUGUCCAAUGGAUUGUUACCUUUACCAAUGUAUUUACUCAGAGCAUUUUAUAGUGAUCCUGUUUGGUGGGAGUAUAAAAAAUAUACAUUGUAUAAUUUAACACAAAUUUCAAAAUGGUGGAAAUAUGCUCCAUUAGAAAUUUAUCAAACAAGUUCAAAUCCUACAGCAAGUGGAAUACUUGCAUGGACUACAGUAUUUUUACCAACUGUUUGUCAUACAACAGCUACAUGGUUAACAUUAUUUGUUGCAUUACAACGACUUAUUUACAUUACAUAUCCUAAUAAAGCUACAAGAUUAUUUUCUAUACUUACAGUACGUUUAGUUUGUAUUAGUGUAUUAUUAUGUGCACUAAUUUUACAUAUACCAAUGUUUCAAUCAACUUUUGUUCGAUUUCAACCACUUCUUCUACAUCAAAAUGUUACUUAUAGAAAUUAUUCCAUUGAUUUUAAACAAUUAUUAUUAUAUGAAGCAUUAGAUUAUUUACCAUUUGUUGUCAUGAAAUGUCAUACAUGUUUACCUAUUCAUAUGUUUCUAUAUUUUUUAACUCGCGUCAUACUUGUACAUUUAUUACCUUGUAUAUUAUUAAUUAUAUUAACCAUAAUAAUCAUUAUGAAAAUGAGACAAAUUAAUAGAAAGCAUUUAUGGCUUACACGUGGUAAAUUAUUAUUACAAUAUUCUAAAACAUUAUCUACAUAUAAACAAACCAAAUCUUAUUCAUUACCUAUUAGUUCUUAUAAACAUAGUUUAUCACCAGAAACAACGAAUAUUUCAAAACAAGAUCAAAUCAUUGAUCAUAAAGUUCAAAAUAAAUUGAAUUGUUUCACUUGUUUGAUAAACGACAAAACAGAUACACUCUAUAGUAGUAAUCAGGAGUUUCAUAAUAUUCAAUCUAAAAAUUCUACAUUAUCAAUAUUAUUGAAUGGUAAUGUUAAUAAUGAUGAACCAAAUCAAGAGAAUGAUACUUUUAUAAAUUUAAUAAAACGUAAAUCACAAGUAACUGAAUUUUUUAAUAUUUCCAAUAUGUUAAUAGUAAUAUUAAUGAAAUUUAUUUUAAUUCAUUUACCUAAUGCAUUAGUGAUAUUUGUAUAUACAUUAACAUUAAUACAAAAUAGAAUAUAUGAAUUGACUACUAAUUAUAAUGAUAUUAUAAGUAGUUCUACGAGUAAUAUUAAAGAAACUAUAACCAUUUUCAAAAAUACAAAUCAAUCAAUAGUAUUACCUUAUACAGUCAUGAAAUAUGUAAAUCAAUUACAUAAUACAAAUACAAUGAUCUAUAUUGAUGAAGGACCUACAAAUGUAUUAUGGAUAAGAAUUGUAAUCAUCUGUAAUCUUUUAAUAUUAUGUUCAUAUUUAUUAAAUUUUUUAAUAUUUUGGACAAUGUCAACACCAUUUCGAACACAAUUUCUAAAUUUAUUCCGAUGUAAAUCAUUGAGAAAUGACAAUGUUAAUGUUUAAACGAAAUUGAUCAUUAUGGCUUUGUUGAUGCUUGUAUUCAUGUCUAUAUAUGUUAAUAUCAAAAUUCUGUUGUAAAAAAAGCGUUAGUUUAUAUAACAAGUGAAUAGUAUAGAAAAAAAUUAUUUCAAUAAUCUAAGUAAACAACUUGUGUAAAUAUGUUGAUGUAGGUGAUCUUUUUCUCCUAGUUAUCAUACUUCAUAUCAAAGAAUUCAAUUAACCAAGUCACUAUUGACUCAAUUUGUUUACCUUUUGAAGAAUAUACUACAUUUCUAAACAAUAA
Molecule: messenger RNA, 2705 nt
Organism: Schistosoma bovis
Lineage: Eukaryota; Metazoa; Platyhelminthes; Trematoda; Strigeidida; Schistosomatidae
Source: the annotation of a GenBank genome assembly